Molecule: messenger RNA, 1769 nt
Organism: Lemur catta (Ring-tailed lemur)
Lineage: Eukaryota; Metazoa; Chordata; Mammalia; Primates; Lemuridae
Product: cytochrome P450 2F1-like
Exons: 9
Biological process (GO): xenobiotic metabolic process
Cellular component (GO): intracellular membrane-bounded organelle; cytoplasm
Molecular function (GO): oxygen binding; oxidoreductase activity, acting on paired donors, with incorporation or reduction of molecular oxygen, reduced flavin or flavoprotein as one donor, and incorporation of one atom of oxygen; heme binding
Source: RefSeq, a predicted model, not a curated record
AUGGACAAUGUGAUCACAGCCAUCUGACUCCUGCUCCUGGCUCUCGUCUGUCUGUUCCUGACCCUCAGCUCAAGGGGCAAGGGCCAGCUGCCCCCAGGACCCAGACCCCUCCCCCUCCUGAGAAACCUGCUGCAGCUUCACUCCCAAGAUGUGCUGACUUCCCUCACCAAGCUGAGCAAGGAAUAUGGUCCUGUGUACACAGUGCGCCUGGGGCCCAGGUGGGUAGUGGUCCUCAGUGGGUACCAAGCUGUGAAGGAGGCCCUGGUGGACCAGGGGGAGGAGUUUAGUGGCCGUGGCGACUACCCCGUCUUUUUCAACUUUACCAAGGGCAAUGGCAUGUCCUUCUCCAGUGGGGAUCGAUGGAAGGUCCUGCGGAGGUUCUCUGUCCAGAUCCUAUGGAAUUUCGGGAUGGGGAAGAGGAGCAUCGAGGAGCGGAUCUUGGAGGAAGGCAGCUUCUUGCUGGCAGAGCUGCGGAAAACUGAAGGAGAGCCCUUUGACCCCACAUUUGUGCUGAGCCUCUCAGUGUCCAACAUUAUCUGCUCUGCGCUCUUCGGCAGCCGCUUCGACUACAACGACGAGCGUCUGCUCACCAUUAUCCGCGUCAUCAAUGACAAUUUCCAAAUCAUGAGCAGCCCCUGGGGCGAGAUGUACAACGUCUUCCCAAGCCUCCUGUGUUGGAUGCCCGGGCCUCACCGACGUCUCUUCCAGAACUUCGGGUGCGUGAAAGACCUCAUUGCUCUCAUCGUCCGCGACCACCAGGCCUCCCUAGACCCCACAUCUCCCCGGGACUUCAUCGAUUGCUUCCUCACCAAGAUGGCACAGGAGAAGCAGGACCCACUGAGCCACUUCCACAUGGAUACCCUGUUGAUGACUACACAUAACCUGCUCUUCGGCGGCACGGAGACUGUGGGCACCACGCUGCGCCACGCCUUCCUCGCGCUCAUGAAGUACCCAAAAGGGCAAGCCCGCGUGCAGGAGGAGAUUGACCACGUGGUGGGGCGGGCACGGCUGCCCAGGCUGGAGGACCGCGCGGCGAUGCCUUAUACAGACGCGGUGAUCCACGAGGUGCAGCGGUUCGCAGACGUCAUCCCCAUGAACUUGCCGCGCCGUGUCAUUCGGGACACAGUGUUUCGCGGCUUCCUGCUACCCAAGGGCACGGAUAUCAUCACCCUCCUUAACACCCUUCACCAUGACCCCAGCCAGUUCCAGACGCCUCAGGAGCUCAACCCGGAGCACUUUUUGGAUCCCAAUCAGUCCUUCAAGAAGAGCCUGGCCUUCAUGCCCUUCUCAGCUGGGCGCCGACUGUGCCUGGGCGAGUCGCUGGCGCGAGUGGAGCUCUCCCUGUACCUCCCCGCCAUCCUGCGGAGCUUCUCGCUGCAGCCGCUGGGGGCGCCCGAGGACAUCGACCUGAGCCCGCUCCGCUCCGGUCUGGGCAAUUUGCCGCGGCCCUUCCAGCUGUGCUUGCGCGCGCGCUGACGCCCCCGACCUUGUAGAUUCGCCUGUGAGCGAUCAGGCCCGCCGCUAGCGAUUUGCUCUGUCCCUCUUCUCCGUCCACUGUCUGCCCCCUCCCUCUCGCUAGCACGUUUUCUUCCCUGCACGCCUCCUGCGUGCCCCUCCCCAACGCUUCACAGCUGUCCCCGGUCUGCAGGGCAGAGAAAGACCUGGGAAACGGGAAAUGUGUGUCUUGUUGUACCCACAGAACUUGAUCCAUGACACACCCUUUUCGGGGCUUUUUGUAUCAUUUCUUAGUAAAUUAUCUUUAUAAUACA